Messenger RNA from Humulus lupulus (European hop), 2245 nucleotides. Its product is annotated as mevalonate kinase. The transcript is spliced from 6 exons. Gene Ontology annotation, molecular function: mevalonate kinase activity; ATP binding. The coding region runs from base 755 to 1918 and encodes 387 amino acids. Gene Ontology annotation, cellular component: cytoplasm. Gene Ontology annotation, biological process: isoprenoid biosynthetic process. Lineage: Eukaryota; Viridiplantae; Streptophyta; Magnoliopsida; Rosales; Cannabaceae. The record is from RefSeq and is a predicted model, not a curated record.
CAUAAACUUACAUUUUAAAAAGUUUUACUUAUAAACUAAACUGAUUCAGGACAAAAGGACUUCAUUGAUACUAAAUUCGAAUUUGGUAAUUUAUUGUAGUAUUUGUUUUCAAGAGGACCAACAUAUUGAAUGAAAAUUUGCUAAAAAGAUCAUUAUAAUGAGUUGUUUUAUUUUGCUUGGAAAAAUUAGAUUCAUUCAAAGAUGACAACUUUUUAAUAGCAAAACAAAGAUGACAACUUUAGUUAUUAUUAUUUAGGAUUUUCUUCCUUGCCCCAAUAUUGAAUUUCGUUUUUCCUUAAAAAAAAAUAUUGAAUUUCGUUCAAACUCCAUUACAUUACUAAACCCAACGCCUCAACAUGUUCGCGUGCACAACACGCUUGCCAUCUUCUUUUUCCACGUCACAUUCACCGAAUUAAAGAAAGAAAGAAAAAACAGUUUACAAUUUCUUCUUCUUCUUCGUCAUCGUCUUAUUCUCGUCGAGCACAUAAUGUAAAUCUGCAAUUUUUUUGGUCGAUUAUCGCUUCAAUUUUAACCGUCGCCGCCCAAGGUGACAUUCACGCGCCGAGAAUCACCGCGUGAGGAAAAACAAAAAACAGAAUCUGUACAUAUAUUUAUAUAUUAUUAUUUUAAUGGCCAUUGUUUUUCUCCGGCAACUUAGUUGAGUCGCUGCCCAAUCAUGACUUGUUCCGAAGAAACCAUAAUCAAGAUCAGAGUCAAAGUCAAAAGUAGGGUGUAGUAUUACAGUACUAGUAUAAUGGAAGUGAAAGCUAGAGCUCCCGGGAAAAUCAUUCUUUCCGGUGAACAUGCGGUGGUUCAUGGAUCCACGGCCGUCGCUGCCUCCAUUAAUCUCUACACCUAUGUCACUCUUCGCUUUCCGACUCCUGCUGACAAUGAUGAUUCCUUGAAACUCCAACUUAAGGAUUUGGCAUUAGAGUUUUCAUGGCCAAUUGGUAAAAUCAAAGAUGCACUGUCUCAGUUGGACAUUCCUAAUCCAUCAACACCAACCUCUUGCUCAAUAGAUGCAAUGAAAUCGAUUGCAGCUCUAGUUGAUGAACAAAAUAUCCCAGAGGCAAAGAUUUUUCUUGCUUCUGGUGUAUCAGCUUUUCUUUGGCUGUAUACAUCUAUCCAAGGAUUCAAGCCUGCUACAGUGGUUGUUACAUCAGAGCUUCCUCUAGGUUCUGGUUUGGGCUCCUCUGCUGCACUUAGUGUUGCAUUUGCGGCUGUUUUGCUUGCCUUUUCGGACAUGGUAAACUUAGAUUUGAACCACCAAGGAUGGUUAAUGUAUGCGGAUGAAGAACUUGAACUACUAAACAAAUGGGCUUUUGAAGGUGAAAAGAUCAUCCAUGGAAGGCCAUCUGGCAUUGACAAUACAGUGAGCACUUAUGGUAAUAUGAUCCAGUUCAGGUCUGGUAAUUUGGUUCGCAUGAAGUCCAAUUUGCCACUCAAAAUGCUCAUCACAAACACAAAAGUUGGAAGGAACACUAAGGCCCUAGUAGCUGGUGUCUCAGAGAGAACCUUGAGGCACCCAGAUGCCAUGAAUUUGGUCUUUAAUGCUGUAGAUUCUAUUAGCAAGGAACUAUCUGCUAUUAUUCAGUCUCCUAUUGGUGACGACCUGUCUGUGACCCAAAAGGAGGAGAAGAUAGAAGAGUUGAUGGAAAUGAACCAAGGGUUGCUCCAAAGCAUGGGGGUCAGUCAUUCUUCAAUAGAAACUGUUCUCCGAACAACAUUGAAAUACAAGUUGGCUUCCAAGUUGACAGGAGCUGGUGGUGGAGGCUGCGUUUUGACACUACUACCGAACUUGCUAUCAGGAAAGGUUGUUGAGAUAGUGAUGAAUGAGCUUGAGUCGUGCGGAUUCCAGUGCUUCACUGCUGGAAUUGGAGGGAACGGUGUUGAGAUUUACUUGGGUGGUUCCUCCUGAUUUUUUAGGUGGAGUAUGUUCAGAGUUUCACCGGCUACUAAUAAUUUAAGCUGCGCAAUUUACUGCUGUUUGUCUCUGCUAUCUGAGUUGUAUGUACAUUAGUCAUUUUGUUGCUUUCGAUUUGAAUUUAGGUUAGUGGAACACCAUUUUUAUGGUUGGCUGGCUAUCUGCUUCAUAACUAAUUUAAACAAUUGUUUAACCUUUAGGCUUUGCCUAAUGAUUUUUGGGUUCAGCUUCGUGUUUUAUGAUUCAUUGUAAGAGCACGAAGCUGAACAAGUAGCAUAAAGGGAUGAUUACAUAUUGUGUACUAUGUUUGGUUGAACAGAA